UUCCACAUUUUUUUUUCCUAUUGAAAUAGUUCGUUUUUAGCUGCAUUUACGUGGAAAAUUUGUUUAAACUAGCAUCGAUUUGUGUAAAAUUCUUGCAAAACUCUUGUAUUGUGGUGAUCGUUUGAAAUCCUUCGAACGAUGGCGGAUGUCGAUGAUCUUUUCAAUUUGUUCGAAGCCGAGAACGACAACGAGGACGCAGGCAAUGUGCCGAUCGUGGUAGAGGAAACGGAUAGAUCCGGCAAGCGUCAGGAAGGACGCCCUGAACAGAUUAAGGACGAAACGGGUGGACCCAAGCGCGAGCUGGAUGAAGACAAUGACGACGACGCCGAAGAAGAGGAGUCCACUAAACGAGCUAAAGUUGAAUCGCUUCUGGAUGAUAUCAAUUUGGAUAACAUCGAGUCCCGCAUCAAGGUCCACACAAUCCAAUCGCCGGAGGCUUGUACCCAUGAGGUAGCCGUAUAUCCCGAUCACAAGUACAUGCCACUGGUUCCUCGUACCGGAAAGCCAGUGAAGGAGUACCCUUUCGUGCUGGAUCCGUUUCAGAAGGAGGCAAUCCUGUGCAUAGAGAAUCAGCAAUCGGUUCUGGUGUCGGCUCACACUUCUGCCGGUAAAACCGUGGUAGCGGAGUAUGCAAUCGCAAUAUCUUUGGCCGCAAAACAGCGGGUCAUUUAUACUACUCCGAUCAAAGCCCUGUCCAAUCAGAAGUAUCGAGAGUUUCAUGAAGAGUUCAAAGACGUUGGACUUGUUACCGGGGAUGUGACGAUCAAUCCGUCUGCUUCCUGUUUGAUUAUGACAACGGAGAUUUUGAGGAACAUGCUGUACCGGGGUUCGGAAAUUAUGCGUGAAGUAGGUUGGGUCGUCUUCGACGAAAUCCACUACAUGAGAGAUAAAGAGCGUGGAGUGGUGUGGGAGGAAACGCUUAUCCUUUUACCGGAUAAUGUUCACUACGUGUUCCUUUCCGCUACCAUUCCGAAUGCUCGACAGUUUGCCGAAUGGGUUUGCCAUAUUCAUAAACAACCGUGCCAUGUAGUGUACACAGAUUACCGUCCGACACCGUUGCAGCAUUAUCUGUUUCCAGUCGGAGGUGACGGAAUCCACUUGGUUGUUGAUGAGAAGGGUCAGUUCAAGGAGGACAAUUUCAACACUGCAAUGGCGGUCCUGCAAAAUGCCGGAGAUGCCGCCAAAGGGGACCAGAAAGGCAAGAAAGGUGGUCUGAAAGCAACCAAUUCGGGCGAGACGAACAUUUUCAAAAUAGUGAAAAUGAUUAUGGAGAGAAAUUUUGCUCCGGUCAUUAUUUUCUCCUUCAGUAAGAAGGAUUGCGAGAUUUAUGCGAUGCAGAUGUCGAAGCUGGAUUUUAAUUCGACUACGGAGAAGAAGUUGGUGGACGAGGUUUUCAACAAUGCAAUGGACGUGCUGAGCGAGGAGGAUCGACAAUUGCCUCAGGUGGAAAAUGUCCUGCCUCUGUUGCGUCGAGGAAUCGGUAUCCAUCACGGUGGGUUGCUGCCAAUCCUGAAGGAAACCAUCGAAAUCCUAUUCGGGGAAGGUUUGAUCAAAGCUCUGUUUGCCACGGAGACCUUUGCCAUGGGUUUGAACAUGCCUGCCCGUACGGUUCUGUUCACAGGUCCUCGUAAGUUCGACGGUAAGGAUUUCCGGUGGGUUACAUCGGGUGAGUAUAUUCAGAUGUCGGGACGUGCCGGCCGUCGUGGCUUGGAUGACAAAGGUAUCGUUAUUCUGAUGAUUGACGAAGCGGUUUCGCCGGCGGUAGGAAAGGAGAUAGUUCAGGGAAAGCCGGAUCCAAUGAAUUCGGCAUUCCAUUUGACGUACAAUAUGGUGUUGAAUUUGCUGAGAGUGGAGGAAAUCAAUCCGGAGUACAUGCUGGAGAGAUCGUUCUUCCAGUUUCAAAACCAGUCGUCCAUUCCGGAUAUUUACAAAAAAGUACAGCAGAAGCAGAAAGAGCUGGAAGGUGUCUACAUAAAAGAUGAACAAUCGAUUGCGUCCUAUCACCACAUCAGAGAUCAAUUGGACACAUUGGGAAAACAAUUCCGGGAAUAUAUCACGAGACCCACCUAUCUGGUUCCGUUCCUACAACCAGGAAGGAUGAUCAAAAUUCAAUCAGAUGCCGGAGAGUUCGAGUGGGGUAUCAUAGUAAACUUUAAAAAAGAAACUGUUGACGCUAAAACCAAUCCCCUGAAAGCGGAAACGAAAGUCAUCAUCGACGUGCUUCUGCAUGUCGACGACGGCUUCGAGAAGGAAGGUGUCCCUAAACCUUGUCCACCGAACAAACGUGGCUCGGUUGAGGUCGUACCGGUUUUGCAUACCCUCGUACAUCGGGUUAGCUCGCUUCGGGUGUACUAUCCGAAUGACCUCCGACCGGCGGAUAAUCGUCGUUCGGUUCUCAAAACCAUCAACGAAGUAAAGAAGCGAUUCCCGGAAGGACCUCCACUGCUGAACCCCAUCAACGACAUGCACAUCAAGGAGAAGGACUUCCAAAUCAUCGUAGAUAUGAUCGACAAGUUUGAAAAGCGACUUUUCUCCCAUCCGUUGCACGAUUCGCCGGAACUGGACAAACUCUACACAAAGUACAUGGAGAAACUGGAACUAGAACGUCAACUCAAGCUGGAGAAAAACGCUUUCCGAGAAGCGAAAAGUUUGCUCCACAUGGACGAGUUGAAGCAUCGUAAGCGGGUGCUCCGUCGACUGGGAUACUGCACGGUUGCUGAUGUCAUCGAGUUUAAGGGACGUGUAGCUUGCGAAUUGAGCUGCGCCGAUGAACUUUUACUGACGGAGAUGAUCUUCAACGGGACCUUCACGAACUUGACGACCUCCCAGGCUUGUGCUCUACUGUCGUGCUUUGUGUGCGACGAAAAGAGCGCAGAAGUUCCGGUUGCAACCGAGGAACUGUCCGGGCCGCUGCGUCAGAUGCAGGAUCUUGCACGGCGAAUCGCCAAGGUCUCGAACGAGUGCAAGGUCGAGCUGGACGAAGAACGGUACGUGGAAUCCUUUAAGCCAUUCCUGAUGGAUGUCGUGCUGGCUUGGUGCAAAGGAUCCUCGUUUUUGCAACUGUGUAAGAUGACCGACAUUUUCGAAGGCUCGAUUAUCCGUUGUAUGAGACGGUUGGAGGAAUUACUGCGUCAAAUGGUGCAGGCCUCUAAGACGAUCGGCAAUACCGAUUUGGAAAACAAGUUCUCCGAAGCGAUACGGGUGCUCAAGAGGGACAUUGUGUUUGCUGCUUCGUUGUAUCUGUAACGGAAGGACAAAGUUGUUUCUUCUUAUUUUGAGUAAGUUUUAGAUGGUAAUGGAACGAGUUGCAGAAUAAAUUUGAUAGAGUUGCUCCAACAA
Molecule: messenger RNA, 3339 nt
Organism: Ochlerotatus camptorhynchus
Lineage: Eukaryota; Metazoa; Arthropoda; Insecta; Diptera; Culicidae
Gene: Mtr4
Product: exosome RNA helicase Mtr4
Exons: 4
Coding region: 139-3246 (1035 amino acids)
Biological process (GO): maturation of 5.8S rRNA; RNA catabolic process
Cellular component (GO): nucleus
Molecular function (GO): ATP binding; RNA binding; RNA helicase activity
Source: RefSeq, a predicted model, not a curated record